Zingiber officinale is the source of this 667-nucleotide messenger RNA. RefSeq lists its product as uncharacterized. The record is from RefSeq and is a predicted model, not a curated record. The transcript has 5 exons. NCBI's taxonomy places the organism in Eukaryota, Viridiplantae, Streptophyta, Magnoliopsida, Zingiberales, Zingiberaceae. Bases 1 to 558 code for a protein of 185 amino acids.
AUGAUGAAGAAGGCACAAAUUGAGUUCAAAGCCGUAAACACACUUCAAUGUAGACUCACGAAAGAAGAACUGAACCACAUCAGCUCACACGAGAACGCAAAAGAACUAUGGGACAAACUCACCGAGUUACAUGAAGGAACGACUGAUGCUAAGGAAGGAGAGAUGGCUAACCAACUACACGCGAGGAUCAAGGACAUCCUCAAUGAACUCCACAUGAUUGGCCACCAGAUGGAAAAUCGAGACGUCAUCAGAUCUAAAACUCACCCGAUACUUUUUCCCUUCCCUCAUUUCUUUCCCCUCUCUCUCCCCCGUUCCCCCUUCCCAAGCUGCGGUUUCCACGUUUCGGCCACAUCUCCGACCGACGACGGCGUGAUCUGCGACGAUCGCUUGAUCUCCGGGAAUCCUGUGGCGAAUUGGAAAGGGAAGAACUUCAAAGCGAUGCAUUGGAGUCAUCAAAGUGUCAGGCAAAGGAGAUUUGAUGGGGAUCAAAGAUUUUUGUGGCACACGAAGAUGACUAUAUGUAUUCUUAGUGUUCUUGGAUGGCUGAUGGACUUUUAAAACAUUCGGUUGUUGAACUUUGUAUCAUAUUUUCUAGUAGCUUGGAUGGAUGAUGGAUCUUGUAAACUUUGUAUCAUAUUUUCUAGUUAGCUUGGAUGGAUCUUGUAAA